Fusarium pseudograminearum CS3096 is the source of this 1716-nucleotide messenger RNA. RefSeq lists its product as uncharacterized. Gene Ontology annotation, cellular component: membrane. Gene Ontology annotation, biological process: transmembrane transport; carbohydrate transport. The record is from RefSeq and is a predicted model, not a curated record. Gene Ontology annotation, molecular function: carbohydrate:proton symporter activity. The transcript has 5 exons. NCBI's taxonomy places the organism in Eukaryota, Fungi, Ascomycota, Sordariomycetes, Hypocreales, Nectriaceae. The coding region runs from base 1 to 1716 and encodes 571 amino acids.
AUGGCUGACGCCCAAGACAAGGUGUCGCCGGCCCCGGCUACGGCCCCGCCCUCAGAUACCACCGCCGAUGCCCCGGCCGGUCCUGGCAUUCAGGAUCCGAGCAAGACACACAUCAACAUCGUCGAGCAUGCCCGCUCUGCAGCCCACAAAGAGCGUAACAUGACUAUUCGUCAAGGUAUCAAGCUCUACCCCAAGGCCAUCUUUUGGAGUGUCCUCAUCUCCACCUGUAUCGUAAUGGAGGGUUAUGAUAUCUCCCUUGUUAAUAACUUCUAUGCCUUUCCUCAAUUCAACAAAAAGUACGGUGUUCUGGGCGAUGAUGGAGAGUACCAGGUACCAGCCGCUUGGCAAGCUGGUCUGAGCAAUGGAGCCCACUGCGGUGAAAUUAUUGGUCUUUUUAUCAACGGUUGGAUCUCAGAACGAUUUGGUUACCGCUAUACGGUCAUGACAUGCCUUGUCUGUGUAGCAGGUUUCACAACUAUCUUCUUUACUGCCCAGAAUGUUCAGACUCUGCUUGUGGCCGAGAUCCUCUGCGGUAUUCCUUGGGGUAUCUUCCAAACACUGACAAUCACAUAUGCAUCCGAGGUGUGCCCAGUCGCUCUGCGUGGCUAUCUGACCACAUAUGUCAACUUCUGCUGGGGUUUGGGCCAGGAAAUCGGUAUAGGAGUAAUUCACUCUAUGCUCAAGCGCGAAGAUGAAUGGGCAUACCGUAUCCCAUAUGCCCUCCAAUGGAUAUGGCCGUUGCCACUCCUGAUCGGUAUCUUCUUUGCUCCCGAAUCACCGUGGUGGCUAGUCCGGAGAGGCCGCAACCAGGACGCCAAGGAAGCUCUGCUACGCUUAACCAGUCUCGAUCGUGAGACUGACUUUGACGCCGACGAAACCAUCGCCAUGAUGGUACAUACCACCGCCCUUGAAGAGAAGAUUACAGCGGGAGCAUCCUACUGGGAUUGUUUCAAGGGCACUGACCGUCGUCGUACAGAGAUUGUUUGCAUGAUUUGGGCCAUCCAGAAUUUGAGCGGCAAUUCUUUCUCUAAUUAUUCGACCUAUUUCCUUGAACAAGCUGGUCUCUCAGCCGACAAGGCAUACUCGUUUGCCCUUGGCCAGUAUGGCAUCAACAUGGCAGGUGUCUUUGGUGCUUGGGGACUUAUGAGUCUGGGCAUCGGCAGAAGGUCGUUGGUACUCUAUGGCCUCUGUGGUCUUUGUUCCAUGCUACUCAUCAUGGGGUUCCUUGGCUUGGUGCCCGAGGCCCAUCGCACCCAAUCUUCAUUGGCGACCGGCUGCAUGAUGAUCGUUUGGGCUCUCUUCUACCAGUUGACCAUAGGCACCGUAUGCUAUUCUCUUGUCGGAGAACUGUCGUCUCGUCGCUUGCAAAUCAAGACAGUUGUUCUUGGCCGCAAUCUAUACAACGUUGUUGGCAUCAUCAACAGUGUUUUGACUCCCUACAUGCUCAACCCCACAGCCUGGGACUGGGGCAACUAUGCAGGAUUCUUUUGGGGCGGCAUUUGCUUUCUGUGCAUUAUUUACACCUUCUUUCGUCUGCCGGAGCCGAGUGGCCGCACCUUUGCAGAGCUUGACGUGCUUUUCGAGAGAGGCAUCAGCGCAAGGAAGUUUGCUUCGACCGAGGUGGACGUGUUUCAUGAGACAGUCGAGGAGAACGUCAUGAACCGUUAUGAGGAGCUUGCGGAUGCGCCAUCCGAGAAAGUCCACAACAAAGCAUGA